AUGCCAAUCUCCCAGCGAGACCUGGACCUGGACCUGCAUCUGGAGCGGAGGGAAUCCGCUGAGGAUCGGCGUCACAAGACAGCAACAGCAACAGCAACGUCAACCAUGCCGUCACCGCCUAACCUUGGUCAAUUCCCACUUGAUAGACCACAACCACAACCACAACCACCACAUCAUGACCUUCGGCUUGCAAGAAAGCUGUCGGAGGAGAGCAUCAGAACCGAGUUAUGUGAAGGUCCAGUUCCGGACAGCCCACCUCCGCAAACACCCGACGAAGACAGCUCGACCGCCUGCACCGACCGAGCAGAGCUAAUCGAGCGAUUGAAGCGAGGCGAGAGCCCAACCUGGAUCCCCAACCGACAUUUCGAGUCAAUAUGGAGUCAAGAGCCUUUGUCUCCUACUCGAAGUCCGAAGCCAUCGACGGCCACUUCACCCACGCUACUUCCACCGCCCACGAUAACGCCCGAGAAGAGGAAGGGGGACGCCACGUCGGACGACGAAAGAAGGCACCAGGAAGGAUUGAAUAUCGAAAGGCCUCGCUCAGCUCUUCAUAGCGGCGACUUUACCAAUGACGAAUCGGCUCGAGAGGAUAGUCCGACCCAGGAUCGCAGACAAGCGCGAAAACAGCAAGAAUUGGAAGGCAAUGGCCACCCAUGGCUGGCCACUUCGCCUCCGAGGGACUUCACACCCCUUCAGUUCGAGAGAAGGCAACCCGCUGCCUUGAGAUCGGAUGAUGUACGGUCUGCGCUGUCGUCUCUCUCAACUAUCUCUACAAGCUUCGCCUACAAGCCGCCAACUAGUCCUCUCGUCCAGUCGGAGAGCAAUGACGAUAUCGAUCUAACAUCCCCAAUGGACGGCAUUGAUAUCAGUUCGAGCAUACCCAGACAACCCCGACGACACACCCUGAUGUCAUCUCGCACGGGAUCCUUUGGUUUCUCUCAGAGCCCAGUACAGAGGCAACCACCUUCUUUCCGGCAAGAGAGGACCUUCCCCUACCAGGCGCACCAACCUCGUCGAUCUCUUACUUCGACGCCUAAGUUGUCAACGUCUGCAUCAUCACCGCAAACACCGGCAUUUCUCCGCUCCAGAGGGCCAUCGUACAGUUCCGACAUCUCGCCAAUCCAACACGCAUCUAUGGUGGGUUCUUACGAAGAGAGCAUACUACGCGGUCGCAUGUCUACAACACCAUCGAAGCCUCUUGACUUCGUUGCACAGAUUGGUGUCCUUGGAUUGGGAAAAUGCAAAUCCAGCCUGCGGUGUCCUCCUCACGUGACACUACCUUUUCCUGCUGUAUUCUACAGCUAUGCCAACUCAUCGCAUGGACGGUCAAAAGAAGACGACGGUCCAAGCCCAUACGUUGGACAGGUCGACCUGGAGAACGGACUUCCGAACCAAGAAGAGGAUGCGAGGUCAAAGCGCAAAACACAAAGCAGGGCUCUGGACCGGAGGGCUGCAGACGACGAUCUGCCGGAUGUGAUCGAUCGCCCUGCCGAUACGCCGGAGCGCGAUGCCCGGAAGUCUCAACGACCGAAACGCCGAUCUAGCUCUCCGAGAGCUCCUCCGGGUGGGAGCUAUCGUAUCCCCGAAAAGGGGCAGAUUCAGAUUAUCAUCAAAAACCCGAACAAGACAGCUGUGAAGCUGUUCUUGGUUCCAUAUGAUCUAGCCGGGAUGGAACCCGGCACAAAAACGUUCGUGCGGCAACGCAGCUACUCAAAUGGUCCGAUCAUAGAGAAUAUGCCUGACUCGAAGGACAAGGCUGGUGCAGAUCGACCUAUUCUUAGAUAUCUCGUUCACCUACACAUAUGUUGCCCCUCCCGUGGUCGCUACUACCUGUACAAAAGUAUCCGAGUCGUGUUCGCAAACCGUGUGCCUGAUGGCAAAGAGAAACUCCGCAAUGAGAUCACACUGCCGGAGCCCAGAUUUACCGCCUACAAACCCAUUCGGGUCAUGCAUCCUCCCACGUCAAGUGGCACUGGCCCGGGUGCCAGUCUAGCAGCUGACAAGGCGUAUAGACGGCGCAGCUCCGGUUUCUACUUUGGCAGUGCAAACCAUGCCUUCGAUAUGGCGGAGGGCAUUGCGCCUCCGAGUUUGCCGCAUCAACCCUAUACCUUCAGCUUUGGUGGUCACCACCUCCCUGUCGAACCGGUUCCUUUCCGACUUUCAAGCAAAGAAGCGAGAAGAACGGGAGCGGAGACAGGUCACACCAAACCGGUCGCUGGCGAUUCACAGUCUCCCGACUCGUCUCAAACCAGCCGUCCAACUACCCAGAACUCGAGUAACGUGUCGAGCUGGGGCGGUGGUGGCGUCGCCGGCGUUGAUGAGCAGAUCGACCGCUAUAACAAGUUGAGUAAGGGUGAUGCCGGCUACGGCGGCAACGCGUUCGCUGGCCUGAUCAACGGCAAUCCUGUCGUGGCGGAGAGCUUGUUGUCGCAACGGUUGAGGACCCUGGGUGUGCAGGGCCCGCACCAGACACAAGAGCAGCAGCGCGACGAUGGGGCCAUGGAGGAGUAG
Molecule: messenger RNA, 2511 nt
Organism: Anthostomella pinea
Lineage: Eukaryota; Fungi; Ascomycota; Sordariomycetes; Xylariales; Xylariaceae
Source: the annotation of a GenBank genome assembly